Molecule: messenger RNA, 1373 nt
Organism: Solanum dulcamara
Lineage: Eukaryota; Viridiplantae; Streptophyta; Magnoliopsida; Solanales; Solanaceae
Exons: 12
Coding region: 266-1285 (339 amino acids)
Cellular component (GO): intracellular membrane-bounded organelle
Molecular function (GO): thiolester hydrolase activity
Source: RefSeq, a predicted model, not a curated record
UUUAGGACACAUGCUCGUAUUCUCAACUACCACAACUCCUUGGACCUUUCAACACCAUAUCCUAUCUUUUUUCUUUCUCUCUCGUUCCAUCUAGUCUUCUCGUUCCACGUGUCUUAUUGAUAGUAUCUUCAGUUUUGGUGUAUUUUUUAUCCUAGAAAUGAUGCAAUCCAUGUAUUUUCUCCAAUAUGCACACUUCUUCGAACAAGUGAAUCCAAUAUUUUAUACAGUACCCUCUACAAUAUAGGCACUUCUUGAGUCUUUUCCAAUGAACUUAACUUUGAUUUUCAUUGGUCUAUUGACCCUUCAGUCAAUCACUACAUAUUCUCUUCCUUUUGUUGUCUUUCAUGGAAUAUCAGCUAAAUGUAGCAAUGGAGGCAUUAGGCAUUUCACCGAGCUUCUAAGCCACUGGUCAGGCUCUUCAGGACAUUGCAUAGAAAUUGGUAAUGGAGAGUGGGACUCCUGGUUUAUGCCUUUUUCUAAGCAGGUAGACAUUGCUUGCGAGAAGUUGAAGAAAAUGAGUGAGCUUAGUGAAGGUUACAACAUAAUCGGUCUCUCCCAGGGGAACAUGGUUGGCAGAGGGGUUAUUGAGUUCUGUGAUGGUGGACCUCCGGUGAGGAAUCUGAUAUCUCUAGCUGGUCCUCAUGCUGGGAUAGCUUCUAUUCCCUUCUGUGGUUCAGGUAUCUGGUGCAUUCUUGCAGACUCUUUGCUCAAGUUAGCAAUUUACAGCAAUUUUAUCCAGGCACAUAUUGCUCCCGCAGGUUACAUUAAAAUCCCAACUGACAUAGCUGACUAUAGAAAAGGAUGUAAGUUCCUUCCAGUACUCAACAAUGAGGUACACACAAAUUCUACAUUCAAGAAAAGAUUUGCAAGUUUGGAAAAUUUAAUACUUAUUAUGUUUGAAAAAGAUGAAAUUUUGGUACCAAAGCAGACCUCAUGGUUUGGGUACUACCCUGAUGGUUCCUUCAGCACUGUUUUGCCUGCUCAGAAGACAAAGCUUUAUACAGAAGACUGGAUUGGUCUGAAGAUGCUGGAUGAAGCUGGAAAAGUGAAGUUCUUGAAUGCAUGUGGAAGUCAUCUUGAAAUAUCUACGCGUGAAAUGAAGAAAAACAUACUACCAUACUUGCUGGAUAAUGUAUCCACUACAGUGAUUACAAACUGGGAUUUCGACGAUGAAUUCAAUGGUGUUGUAGAAGAAAUUCUCCAGCUGCACACUCCUGCUGAAACAGAUAGCUUAAGAUCGUGGAAAUUUUAUUUGAAGGAUAACUGUAGGUCAGUAGCUACCUAAGGAAACUCUGAUUCCAUCUGCCCUCGGGUUGGGAGGCAUCUACCUCAUCCCGAUCACAUAUUUUUUUAAAGAUGAAAUUGUCAACUCA